AUGUGGCUCGAUCAUGGACGCCUAGCGAAAGGUGGUACGGUUACGAACUGGAAAAGGCAGUAUCGCCUCCAGCACAACUGGUCAAGAGGGAUCUGCCGAGUCGUUGAAAUCGAGUUCCCCGAACCGUUGCGGCCGCCAUUGUUGGUGAAAUUCUGUGCCGGCUUUGUCUUCGUGGCGGACUUGGACUAUACGCUCAGGAUCUGGGAGGUUGGGAAUCCACAAUCCUGCCUAGCGUCGAUCCCUGCCACAGAUUCCCUGGACGCUUCAACGGCGUUGGCGGUUGGUCGCCUCCAGCAACAGAAUGUUAUUGAAGUCACCGUUGGUUUCGAAAGUGGCCGCUUCAGCUUGUGGACAAUGGAUCUCAAGACAAUGCGACUAAGCCUGCGGUUUACACACUCUGGAACUGCCGAUGGGGCUAUAACAGGUGUCGCCUUAUCAUUGCCUUAUAUCCUAAUGAUAUCUCAGCAUAAGGUCUUAUCACUGUAUAAGGUCCCGCUCGAAAGAGACAAGCCAGGGCAAGUUCCCACGAAGGAAAAUUGUUUGCUUGCGUCGCUCAAGGCGGAUAGCAUUUUAUCGCCCAUAUCAUUAUCAGUUCGCAUAGUGGGUUCGCAGGUCAUAGCAUCCAUCGUGUACAGCUUUUCCCAUAUAAGCUGUGGGUGGUCAUUGGGCAUACAAGAAUUGCACUUCAAUAAAACCGGUCAGCAAAAGACUUCUCGGCUUGCAACGACAGUGGAAUCGCAACAUGAAACGAUGCCCCUUUAUUCUCUUCACGGGGAAGGCUUGUCUUCUUCAGGUCGCGAAACCACGCGUGGUCAGCAAUAUGGCCGACCCUCCGAACCAUCGAUACUGCAUCGAGAGCCGCCGACUUCGGUGUCCUACUCCCAUCCUUAUCUUUUAACAUCUCACGCAGACAAUACCCUGACGAUGUAUCUUGUUGUAUCCACCGCGGCAGGUCUGUCUGUCAAAAGUGGUCGGAGACUGUGGGGUCAUACUUCAUCAGUUUCGGCAGUACAAGUCAGCAAUCGCGGCAAGGCAGUCUCCAUUAGCUCACGUGGAGGCGAGGUGAGAAUAUGGGAACUUGAGGCCCUCAUAUCGUCUCCCGACACGCAUAGGAGCAUGCGGCAAGAGAUCAGCAUCCCAGCUAGUCCCGAAAACAAAAGGAUCCGGGAAAAUGGUGGUGGCGAGUCACGGUCUCAUAGCCACAUUUUCCAGGCUAGUGCAUCUAUGGCCUCACCUGCCGAGCGCCCACCGUCUGAGUUUAUUCGAACUAGCAGCUGUAUUGGCUUCGACGAAGAGCGGGUACUUUUACUUCGCGAGAUGGGCAUAGGGGGGCAAUUACUCGAGGCUUACGACUUCACGUAA
Messenger RNA from Aspergillus affinis, 1362 nucleotides. RefSeq names its product WD domain protein. The coding region runs from base 1 to 1362 and encodes 453 amino acids. The record is from RefSeq and is a predicted model, not a curated record. The transcript has a single exon. Gene Ontology annotation, molecular function: protein binding. NCBI's taxonomy places the organism in Eukaryota, Fungi, Ascomycota, Eurotiomycetes, Eurotiales, Aspergillaceae.